AUGGAAACCUUUAGCGACAGUGAAGUCGGCAGUGUCGCGUUGAAGGCAUGUGACCGUUGCAGGUUAAACAAGAAGAAAUGUGACAGACUGUUUCCCGGCUGCACGACUUGCAAGAAAAAACUUCUCAAGUGCAGCUAUGACGAGAACAGGACUCAACUUGAAAUCCGCGCGCUUCGGUCACAGCUGGAGCAUCUGUCCAAUCGCAACCGCAAGCUUUCACACCCGAUCUCACCUCAUCAAAUCGCAAUCGACCCCAUCGUGACAUAUCCAAUCCCGUCUCGAUGGUACAUGCCUUUCUUGGUAAAUCACUACCAUGAGAUGCAAUUUCCGAGCUUUACUCGAAAAGGUAGCCUUGAUACCGACGAAGUGUCCAAAAAGCAAUGGAUGCAGGCAUUACUGUCUGACCCAUGCAUUUUCCAUGGUAUUUUGUUUGCUGCAUCAUCCCAUCUCGAUGUGCUCCGUGGCGAGGUUGACAACCCUGUCACCGAAUAUCACCGACGACAUGCAGUAAAACUUCUUCUUGAUCAUAUUUCAUCAUCAGAGCGGGUAUCUGUCACCGCAGUUGCUACGGCCACCUACCUCUGGCACUACGAGGUACGGAUCUUCAUCCAACGUUGGAGCGAAGCUGACUUGGCAAAGGCCAUGAGUUCCAACACAAUGGAAGGAAAGAUCCACAAGCAGGGCCUUCAACAGAUGGUCAAAGGGAAUGGCGGGCUAAGCACAAUACGUCUCUGUGGUGAUCGGCUGUCUAAUUUAAUUAUGCUGAUCGACAUUGGGGAUUCUAUCCUUAAUGCUUCCAGCCCGGUGUUCUGCGUCGACGAACAAUCUCAGCAUUACGAUGCGCCCAUAUCUCUCGUUUCCACGGUUUUAUGCCAAUCUGAGAGAGCACUACACGAAAGCGGAAUUGCUGAGCCAUUAAUAUCCCUACUCAGGAGAGUCCACAAUGCGACCUUGGAUUUCGAGUAUGAACCUUCAGCACAACCUGUAGAAGAAAGUAUUGUGAUUAGCGAGCCUGGGGUGGAGGGCAAAUUCUCGACGGCCGUCGUUCUUGCGGCAAUGAUUCAUCUUACCUCGUUUCAACGUCGGACUAGGUUCUCCAUUGACGACAAUCAAGACAGCGUGGAGAAGCUCCGUCUCUGCCUUUCCUCGCUUCCUCAGGGGAGCAAGUGCGAUAUUGAGAACGAGCUCUACGUAUUUCUAUGCUUUACCGGCGCUGCGGCGGCGAGAAAGAACAGGGCAUGGUUUCUAGCCAAAGCCGGGCCUGUGGUGAUGUCUCUCAACCAGAGCCAGCUUCACCAUUUCAAGAUGGCAAUUACGCGCUUUUGUAGAAUUCUGCAAACGCUAGAGGGCGCUCAAGGCGGGAAUAGUGAGGAUGAUUUAUAA
Messenger RNA from Clonostachys solani, 1383 nucleotides. NCBI's taxonomy places the organism in Eukaryota, Fungi, Ascomycota, Sordariomycetes, Hypocreales, Bionectriaceae. The record is from the annotation of a GenBank genome assembly.